This is a messenger RNA of Leptopilina heterotoma, 1835 nucleotides long. It is a transcript of the gene ZnT86D, whose product is annotated as zinc transporter 7-A. Gene Ontology annotation, biological process: transmembrane transport; zinc ion transport; intracellular zinc ion homeostasis. The record is from RefSeq and is a predicted model, not a curated record. The transcript is spliced from 3 exons. Gene Ontology annotation, cellular component: membrane; Golgi apparatus. Lineage: Eukaryota; Metazoa; Arthropoda; Insecta; Hymenoptera; Figitidae. Bases 449 to 1528 code for a protein of 359 amino acids. Gene Ontology annotation, molecular function: zinc ion transmembrane transporter activity.
GUGAUCCAACCCUGUUGUGGACGUCACCAACCACUGAUUUCCAUUUAACAAUAGUUAAAACAAUGUUUAGAAUAGUAUUUUUUAAAUAUAUUAAUUUAGUGUUUUGUAACUAAACGGUAAUUCACGAAACAUGCAACAAUUUUUAGUGGACGACACGUAAAUUAAUUUUUUGUGCCUAAUAUUUUGACAAGCAAGAAAUAAAAGUCUGGAGAAACUUUCAAUAGAGAUUAUAAUUUUCCGUUAUUGAAAAGAUUGGAAUUUCGCAAUAUUAAAUGAAAUAUUGAUGACAGUUCUUUGAAAGAGGUUAAGUCAAUAGCCGCUAUCUUGUAUAUGAAUGACGUUAAAAUUUUCCUGUGACGUUUACACAUGUGCUUCCCAUACGGAAAUUUCCUGAAAAGCAGUAGCAGCAGCAGCAGCAGCAGCAGCAGUAGCACAAAAAGAAAAUAAGAUGCUUCCACUACAUCAUCGUGACAAUCCAAGUAUUUUAACAAGAAUCAAAGAAAAAUUGCAAAGUUGGCUGCGUCUAGUUUUCGCUGACAAGAAUACAAGAAAUUUAUUUUCAUUUCUAUUGAUUAAUUUUGCCUUUGCAUUCGUUGAAUUGUCAUAUGGUUUUUGGAGUAAUAGCUUGGGACUAAUAUCAGAUGGAUUUCAUAUGCUAUUUGAUUGCGCCGGUCUUAUCACUGGUCUUGUUGCAUCGGUGAUAACGAAAAAACGUGCCAAUGAACGUUUCACCUAUGGCUAUGUGAGAGCUGAAGUUAUCGCCGGUUUCAUUAAUGGCCUAUCAUUACUUGUUGUUGCAAUGCACAUUAUGUCAGAGGCAAUUGAACGGGCCAUUGAACCACCGGAAAUAAAGCACGAGAGAUUAUUUAUUAUCUCCGUCGCUGGACUAAUGGUGAAUUUAAUUGGAAUAUUUGUCUUUCAACAUGGAGGAGGACAUCAUGGUCACAGUCAUGGAGGAGGAGGUGGUGGUGGUCAUGGACAUGGACACAGUCAUUCGCAGUAUAAUAAUCAUGAUCAUUCCCAUAAUCAUGUGGACGAACAUCAUCAUCAUCAUUCGCACGAUUCGGAUAUUUCGCCGCAAAAUUCGCAGAUAAUGAAGGGUGUAUUUUUGCAUAUUUUGGCCGAUACACUUGGUUCGGUGGGAGUUAUUAUAUCGACAUUGUUGAUACAAUGGUUUGGUUGGUUGAUUGCCGAUACUAUUUGUUCGAUGUUUAUUGCUGUUUUAAUUGCAAUUAGUGUUGUGCCGUUAAUUAAGGAGACGGGUGUGAUUUUAAUGCAGCGACAGCCAACGGCAUUGGACAAAGUAUUGCCGCAAUGUUACAAUAAAGUUAAGCAAUUGUCGGGUGUUAUUGGUGUUCAAGAGCCACAUUUUUGGAGUCUUAGUUCGGAAAUUUAUGUUGGCUGCUUGAAAUUAGAAGUCGAUGCACGAACUGUUGAGCCUAAAUAUGUUCUCGCACAUACGCAGAUGAUAUUUCAAGCGGCUGGUGUACGACAACUUACUAUUCAACUUGACUAUGUUCCGGCAUGAUGCGGGAAUGAUGAUUUAUUAUUGUAUAAUAGUAAUAGUAUCGAUGAGAGCUUCCAUAUUCUAUCGGUUUGUAAGGCAUUCUGGGCGUGAAAUUUCCUUUUUUUCCUUUUGUCGAAUUUUCCUUUUUGUAAAUUGAUUUUUGCUACUUUAUAAGGCGGCCAAUUGCAAAUCUCGACGAGAUUUCAAAAACAAUUUUAGACUUUCGUUCCUUUCUGACCUCUUUAGAUUGUAGGACAAAAGUUCCAAUCCAAAACUUUUUUAAUUAAAUUAUUUUAAUGAAUUAUAUUUAAUAACAUUAUUUACACAU